CUACCGCUUAUUCGUUUUUUUGCCUACUUUAGUCUUACUUCACCCUUGCUUCCUACCCUAUCCAUAUGUCAUGAUGCGAUUUGUAUUACUCCCUAGUAACUGACUAUACUAUAUCAUAUAUGCACCUCAUCCUUCCCGUCAUUCCCUCCCCUCCACUCCGCCUCCCUUGAUUCCUCUAGCUCCAUUGGAACCUUUCGUAUAAACCGAAACCCUACUAGUACACACGCACAUACACACACCGCCCCGUUGCUUGCACACACACACACACACAUGUAUAUAUGCCCUCGUCUACCCGCUAUAUACUAUGUCUUAUCCCACAUUGACAGUUCGACUUGAUGUUUGGAACUCGAGUAUAUCUUUGGGGUCGACGAUAAUAUUUGCCAACAAUAUUUACUAACGUACAUUAUAUAGCGAGCGAAGGUUGCGGUGGUACUUGGAGACGCGCACGUCAAGCCGCCGUCAUGGCCGCUAAGAAGGAGGUGUCUAGCCGACAGGAAUUUGGCGAGAUGGGGAAGGCAUCUUGGGAGACCACGAGGUAUGCUCGAGAGAAAGAAGAUGCACAGCGACAACAGGACUACGCCGCUCAGCAAGAUAGCCUACGAACACAACUCGUGCAACUAUAUGAUAAAAAGGCACAUCUUAAUCACGAACUACAAGUUGUCAACUUUAGCAUUCAGCAGUACGAGCACCAGCAAGAGAAAUUAGCUCACGAAUUCGAAGAAAGCAAUGCUCGAAUCUUAGCACAGCGUCAGGAGGCUGAUCGACUGCAAGAGGAAUGGUUUGCGCGCUCACGCGAGGAUCCAGCGCAAAAGGAGAAUGCCCGACCUAAGAGCAGUAGCAAUCGCCGUCAAUCUAAUCGCGACGCGCCUCCACAGACUAACGGUUUUGGUUGGACGAGUAUAAACGGUUCACGACGACGAAGUCGCAAGGAGGAGGAAGAGGAGCCUCCUGCCGAUCCAGGAAAUCUGAUGAGUAGUAUUUAUCACAAUCCUGUCGAGGAGUCUGACACCCUUAACGGUAGAGCUAUGCCUCUGCGUAGUGGCGGCGGUCACCGUGCCCGGCCUGGUCCAAUCCCGAAUGGUGUUGCAAAUGAGAUGGAGUCAGGUGUUGGCGAGGGCCCUCUGGCAGGCCGCCCUAGAGAUAGGCCCCUGAAGCCUAAGCAGCGACACAGCUUACCCAGUUUCCCAGCAGCUCGUUCACCAAAACCACUUGGGUCCGAACCGCCUUGCGAAGUUAAGCCUUCUAAAUCCCCGUCAGGACGAAGAUCUUUGCCCAGUGCCAAGGGUUCUGUACCGCCCUCGGAAACCCCAGCACCAGAGACCAACGACGUUCGAGACAUUAGCCGUGAGAAUUUAGUUCUUAAGAAUGAUGGUAAGAUGAUGGUCGAACCAGCGAUGUUCGCCGGGAUUCCUUUAGAACGAAUCGACAAGGGCCACCCCUAUUGGGAAUCAGAAUGGGAACCAUUAGAAGAUAUCAUCGAACCACAGUUGAACAAGUGGAAAGAAAAGCUAGAACAACUACGACGAACGCCCGAUGCCAUACGCCAUACCGUUUUCCUUGCCAAUCGUCAGGUCAAUCGUGGCCAAUCCGUUAUCGACUUCCUCAAAGAUGGCGAUUGGCACCCGUACCAAUUCGUGAAUAAGGAGGUGAUGAACAAGUUCUACAAGACGUUUAUAAACUAUGACACUAUGUUUCGAUUAGUUAACGUCCAUGAGGAACUUAAGAAAUUCGACCUUGAAGUAACACCUCUAGAAUGGCUACGUCAACGCAUGUAUGAUCUCGCGAGUAUGCAGGGGGACAAGUUCAACCUCUCUAAGAAGACACAUGAUCUAUACCACGACGCCAAUCUAAAGCUUCUGAGGGAGAAGCAUGGGUACGGCAACAUAGGAAGGCCAUCCGGGUAUAAGCUACGGGACAAGGAUCCAGAAAAGACGGCAGCCAAGAAGAUCAAGCAAGAGUCAACAGGUUCGGUACGACGCAAAGCCCGCCGAUCUAUUGGGCAAGUCGACACGGAUGAUACGCCAAGUGUGGAGGAUAUGCAGAAAGGACUCGAUCAGCCACCGGCGGAAUUCCUAGAGCCUGUGACACCUCGAUUGCAGAAGCGCAUACGUUUAGAACCAGCACCCCCCAAAGAAGAACCUGAGGAAGAUAAGUUGGAAUACGAUGGUUGGACAUCAACUGAUUCAUUCUCGGCCGGGCGAAUAAUGCACCUCGAUUGGCGCGUGUAUCAGAUCAAGACGAAAGACCUAACUACUAGCACAGAGGUAACCCAGUACUGGACUUGGAAGGCAGAUAAAAAUAAAUUCGAACACCAAGUACUUCGAGAUGUCCACCCGAAGGUGACUUGGGGGUACUACCAGAAGCCCAUCAACUUUGAUCUCUCGUUAGAAGAGAUUAAAGAAAUUCGGUACGCGCCAGACAGCCAGAAGAUUCUCGUAGUUGUCGCCGACGAAAAGCGUGGUAACGUUUUCGCUCACUUCAAGCGUGAGCGAACCAAGACAAGAUUCCUCUCAUUUGCCAAGAAGAAGGGUAUUAAGUUGGUAAAGAGCUCUCAGGUUGUAAUGGAAGAUUCGUGGGAUAAUAUGGUGUCGAACACACUACCGAACGAGGAUUCCGAUACGUGAAUUCGUUACUUGGACGUACUCACCGUUCAUCCACCAACCAUGUCUUCGAUUUGUUUCUCUUCACGUUACGAUUUAUGUUACCGACCUGGACGCCGGGAACUUCUACACAGUACGAAGAUAUUUAAUAUAGGGCCACCGCAAGGAAUCUGGAAAGGUUUCAUUGUUCCUCUCGUCUCACAUUUUCUGUUUUAUAAUGAUCUGUUUCUUUUUACUCGUCCGGGCAUCAGCAUGGAUGAAUUGGCAAGGAUAGGAAAAUCGGCCGGACGAAUGGAUGGACUUUCUAAGUGUGGCAAGGUGGGACAAGUACAUACGACUUCGGCUAAUUAAGAGAUCAGGUAUCUGAGAGAAAGAUAUAUAGGAGGGACUAAGAAGAGGGGAGGAUAGGAAAAGAAGUACAGGGCGGCAAUACCCAUCUUCUCAUAUAUCCCUCUCUAUAUUUGCACGGAGGAAGUGGUUUGAUCUCGCCCACUCCGUUGCGUGUUAACACUAUUGACCUCUCUUACGCGAGAGAGGAUGUACGAGUACUACUAUAUUUGUACUGUAUAGGGCAGGUGAUGAGGGCAAAAGGCAGCAUUGCGAAAAACUGCAUAAAGGGAAUGCGUUGUUUUUUUCGGAUGUUUUCAACUCCACCAAGAUACCUACUCUGUACCUACUACUUAAUGAAUGAUCAAGGGUUCCUUUUAA
Molecule: messenger RNA, 3308 nt
Organism: Hypoxylon trugodes
Lineage: Eukaryota; Fungi; Ascomycota; Sordariomycetes; Xylariales; Hypoxylaceae
Exons: 3
Coding region: 462-2624 (720 amino acids)
Source: RefSeq, a predicted model, not a curated record